Castor canadensis (American beaver) is the source of this 1979-nucleotide messenger RNA. It is a transcript of the gene Slc25a30, whose product is annotated as solute carrier family 25 member 30. NCBI's taxonomy places the organism in Eukaryota, Metazoa, Chordata, Mammalia, Rodentia, Castoridae. Gene Ontology annotation, biological process: transmembrane transport. The record is from RefSeq and is a predicted model, not a curated record.
CGGGGCGCCGGCUGCCUUUUCUCAGGCUCCCGCACCGCCGCGGGUUUAGGCCGCGGCUGAGUCUGACUCGGGGCAGGUGGAAGGCGGCCGUCGCGGGAAAAACCCUGUUGAAGGUGAUGUUUGCAUAAUUCAAAGGAGAAGCCACAGUGAGAAUGUCAGCCCUCAACUGGAAGCCCUUUGUCUAUGGAGGGCUGGCCUCCAUCAUGGCGGAAUGUGGCACAUUUCCAAUUGAUUUAACCAAGACACGGCUCCAGAUUCAAGGCCAGACAAAUGAUGCCAACUUUAGAGAAAUUAGGUACCGAGGAAUGCUGCAUGCUUUGGUGAGGAUAGGCAGAGAAGAAGUGAAGGCCCUGUAUUCAGGGAUUGCCCCUGCAAUGCUACGCCAGGCUUCCUAUGGUACCAUCAAGAUUGGCACUUACCAGAGCUUGAAGCGAUUGUUCGUGGAGCGUGCAGAAGAUGAAACCCUACUGAUCAAUGUUGUGUGUGGAAUUCUCUCUGGAGUUAUAUCCUCUACCAUUGCUAAUCCAACUGAUGUUUUAAAAAUACGAAUGCAAGCACAAAACAGCACUGUUCCAGGAGGAAUGAUAGGCAACUUCAUUAACAUUUACCAGCAGGAAGGGACAAGAGGAUUAUGGAAGGGUGUGUCCCUCACCGCUCAGAGGGCUGCUGUUGUGGUCGGCGUGGAGCUGCCGGUCUAUGACAUCACCAAGAAGCAUCUGGUGCUCUCAGGCCUGAUGGGAGACACUGCCUACACUCACUUCCUCUCAAGCUUCACCUGUGGUCUGGUGGGGGCCCUAGCCUCAAACCCUGUUGAUGUUGUGAGAACCCGUAUGAUGAAUCAGAGAGUCCUUCGAGAUGGCGGGUGCUCUGGCUACACAGGUACCCUGGAUUGCUUGUUACAGACAUGGAAGAAUGAAGGGUUUUUUGCUCUAUAUAAAGGGUUUUGGCCAAAUUGGUUGAGGCUUGGUCCUUGGAAUAUCAUUUUCUUUGUGACAUAUGAGCAGCUGAAGAAACUGGACUUGUGACAAGGCCUCAUGAGACAUCCCUCUGAAAGUGCAAACUUCUGCACAGUAGAGCUUCCUGUGUUUCUUUCUGCUUUGCACUGUUCGGCUCUUCACAGGUUCUGGGACGAGAGCCACAGAUGAAGACAGGGUUAGUUCAGAUCACUGUGUGUGUUGGCAUCAAAUGCUUCAUCAGUGUUAAUGACCUGUGACACCCAGGCACAAGUCCUUACCACUGAAAUGCCCUUCAACAUCUGAGAUAAUAUAUAAAAAUGCUGUUUUCUUCAGGGACAGUAACUCCAGAUGCUUCUCAGCUUACAGCUGGAAAAACUCAUGAAAACCAUCGAUGGAGCCUCUAAAAGGGUGUUACUGUGCUUGAAUUGCUGGGAGCUUUUGCUUCUUGUCAGCUGAAGACCUUUCACAUGUGGAGACCCAGACUUUUGAACCCCAGCUGUAACCAGUGCAAAAAAUAGAUUCUUGGGGAAUUGUACUGCUUUAUAACUUCCUAUUUUGGCAGGAACUUUCACUUAUAAUAAGUGAUUUAAGCCUUUGAAGACUUGACCUUUGUGAGGAAUUGUUACAGUAUAUUAAUACCUGCAUUUAUGGUGUGAUGUGUUGGCUUCAAAGGUUAUUAAGGUAUAUAAGGUAUAUGUUGGUAGAAGGUGAUUUCAAGCCACUUGUCUUCUAUCUUCGGUAACAUUAGUAAUUUGCUGUAUGAUUUUGCAGCAACGAUUAUUGUUUCCCAGUCUGUAAAGUGACAUCUAUUGAUGUAGGGAUCAAAUGAAGAAAUAAUAGUGUUACUAUAUGACACACUUACAUCAUGUUUGCAGCUGUGAUCCUUCAGUAAGCAGCCUGUAUAUGUAGAAGGAAGUCUGUUAUCACGGGCUUUUCCCGUAAUCAUGACUGAAGCCUUUUGUUAAAGACCUUGGUAAAGAAAGAACACUGGGAGCUAGAAGUAUGGCUCACAUGGUAGCAAAU